AUGUUUUGUGCAGACCAGAACUUUAAUAUUACUCAGGUUGUCCCCUUCUUCAGCUCCAAGCAUGGAGAGCUGGCCAUAUACUAUGAGCAAGAGGAGGGGGAGAAGAGCAGCUCAAGGGGUAUAGUGGGGGUAUGCACUGAGACCCACUGGAUAACUCGCUUCCUUGAGAAGUCACAGGAGGGAGUGACAGCAUUGCGUCUGGCCAGUGUGGUGUUCUACUGCCUUACCUCUCAGAUUUCAUCAUCCUGCAGCCACAAGCCAGACAGGACCUUCAGCAGGUUCUGGUUAGCAACUAACACUGCUUUGACAAAGCAGAACUUCAUUCUCAAAUAUGAUACCAACAUUCCUUGCCAGGUGGUUCUCUUCUUUAACAGUGCAAUAGUGUCUGCCACUCUGAAGAGUCUGAAAUUCUACAACAUCUCAGAAAGGCCAAGACCCGGCAGUGACGAAGAGACGGAUGAACUCUUCCUCACUGCUGGUCUUCAGGACAGAGUUGUUCAGGUCUAUGAGGGCCUUGUCUACAUGGACUUUAGCAAACAACUGAUGGAUGAACAGGGCUAUGGGGAUUACACUCCUAUGGACAUGAGCAAUCUGCCACCGUUCUGGUUAGCUUGUCUGACAGCGCUGGCUCAACUGUAA
Oncorhynchus keta (chum salmon) is the source of this 639-nucleotide messenger RNA. RefSeq lists its product as uncharacterized. The transcript has 8 exons. Bases 1 to 639 code for a protein of 212 amino acids. The record is from RefSeq and is a predicted model, not a curated record. Gene Ontology annotation, molecular function: glucuronokinase activity. Lineage: Eukaryota; Metazoa; Chordata; Actinopteri; Salmoniformes; Salmonidae.